Xyrauchen texanus (razorback sucker) is the source of this 3209-nucleotide messenger RNA. RefSeq names its product divergent protein kinase domain 1Aa (gene dipk1aa). The coding region runs from base 246 to 1541 and encodes 431 amino acids. Lineage: Eukaryota; Metazoa; Chordata; Actinopteri; Cypriniformes; Catostomidae. The transcript has 5 exons. The record is from RefSeq and is a predicted model, not a curated record.
CAUGCCGUUGUCUCGUGGCUUUACAGCAGCUGCACUUGAAAGCACAGAGACGACGCGAAUAACAUGAUUUCCUAGAAUAAAUAUACAUCGUAGCCUUGAGGAAGUCUGUGUAUGGACAUCGGGUACUGUACAUGUAACGCCGAACACAAGGCAAAUCUCCCAAAGUUCGCUGGACGAUAUUUCAUUUUCUUAUUCGGCAUAUGGAGUCUCUUCGCUCAAGAUAAAACCAGUCUUUGAAAUGAUACAUGUCUGCAAUGGCGAGGGGUCUGUUUUCACGGGCCUGGAUGUCAAAGACCUUUCAUUUUCAGGCUCGCCUGUCUUAUAUUCAAGUGAAGUAUCUCUUCCUCACAUGGCUUGCGGUGUUUGUGGGCAGUUGGGUUGUGUAUGUGCAAUACUCUACUUACACUGAGCUCUGCAGAGGACGAGAAUGCAAAAACAUAAUCUGUGACAAAUACAGUAAAGGUAUUAUUGAUGGCUCUGCCUGUAGCAGUCUAUGUGAAGAAAGCUCACUGUACUUUAGAAGGUGCCUCUCCACCAAGUCAAACAAUCAGGUAUAUACAGGCAGCUGGGGUGACCAGGAUGGUGUCAUUAAGUGUCAGCUUGGUGACGUCUUGCACUAUGAGCUGGGAGAGGAACUGGAGCCAAAGAAAGAGAUAGCACUCUUUGACAAACCCACUCGUGGAACCUCUGUAGAGAAGUUCAAAAAGAUGGUUGCAAGUCAUUUGAAGACAAAAGUUGGGCAGCAAGCAAACCUCUCCAGUUUGGUGACCCUGAUUCUUUCUGUGGCAGACAGCAACAAAGAUGGCCAUAUCUCUCUCCCAGAGGCCAAGACUGCUUGGGCUUUACUGCAGCUCAACGAGGUUCUACUUGCGGUGGUUCUCCAGGACCGUGAGCAUACUCCUAGACUUUUAGGUUUCUGUGGGGACCUGUAUGUAGUGGAACGGGUGCCCCAUGCGCCACUGUUUGGACUCAGUCUUCCAUGGCCCAUGGAGCUGUGGAUCCCAACAGGUAUGCGGCAAAGCAUGGACCAGUGGUUUACACCUUCAUGGCCCCGCAAGGCCAAAAUAUUUAUUGGUUUGCUGGAACUUAUAGAAGACAUAUUUCACGGUACAUUUGGAAGCUUCUUAAUGUGUGACAUGAGUGCCAGUACUUUUGGUUACACCGAUCGCCAUGACCUUAGAUUGGUGGAUGGGCGGCGUGUGGUAGCUGAAGAGGCCUUCAAACAGGCCAUGAUCCUCCAGCGCUGUGAGAAAGAUGAGGACUGUGUUUACAGUGUAGACUGUAGGACUUCAUGCAACCGUGCUGAACAUCAUUGCAUGGCCGAGGUGGCUCAGCCCAACCUGGCCAGGGCUUGUAGAGCACUGAAGGAUUACCUCCUACGAGGAGUUCCCUUCCAUCUACAGGAAGAGCUAGAGAAGCAGCUGUACUCCUGCAUGGCCCUCAAAGGUUCAGCCGAGCAGAUGGAAAUGGAACACUCGCUCAUUCUCAACAACCUCAAGACAUUGUUGUGGAAACAGAUCUCUCACACUAAUGACUCUUAGAGAGGUAAACAGGAAUUGGUGACAACAUUGAGAUUCUUGAUUGUCGUUUUAGGGCUCAACAAUAAGGAUACAUUUUUUUUGCUGGCUUGAACAGUAGUGCAGAUUUUUACUUGCCUUGCACCAUUUUAAAUGCCCCAGCUACGAAAAAGAAAUAAGGUACAUACAUUUUAUAUUUCAGCAAAAACAUAAUCUCUAUUAGCCAGCUAGAUAACACAACCUGGCGACAUAUUUAAUUCACAACAACAAUGUUCAACGUUCACACAAAAAAAAUGUUUUACAUUUGAAAGGCAUGAAAACAUGGACUUGAUCAACAAACGCAAGAUAUUGACUGUCCGAAAGCUAAAAAAUUGCUGCUUUGGAAACUUUAUACGGAAGUAGGAAGGCAUGUCUGAAUCCUAAAUCUGUGUUCCAUCGUGUCUUCUGAGAUGCCUUCAUCUGGCCAGUUUUUGAAGGCAUUAUAGAUCCAGCCUUCGCUGACUUUGUUAUUCCAAAUUUCUAUGCAUGCGAUUCGCUGGUUGGUUGGUUGAAAAAAUGGCGUCUGAUGAAGUGGAUGAAAGCAUUAUUUUUAAAAAAAAGUAAUUCAUUUAAUAUGGUUAAUUUGUUUUCAAUGAAUGACAUAUAAAGAAAUCAUCUUUGUAGUUUCUAAAUAUUUGCUUGUGUUAGUCUUAAGCUCACUUGAAAUAUUUGUAGGUCAUUAGACAUGACGUUAUGGUGCCUUGGAAUGGUGUCCGAAACAGGUUUCGCCUUUAUAUGCCUGUGAAUUAACUGACUGGGCAGUAAGACAUCAAGGCCUUAGCUUUUGGACACAGCCAUAGUGACAACCAGCACUGCCCCAUUAGGGCAAGUCAGCUGGCCCAAAACUCUCACAUUGGCCCCAGGCCAUCGUUCCAUCCUUCUUGUUGAGCUCUGCUUUUUCAUUUUGCAGGAAUCUGACAGAAUAUAAUGCUGGUAGGAAAACAAAUAUUGCCUCCAUCUUGGUAGGCUCAAGAAGUGGCUGGUGACGAUAUACAGUGCUGCUUCUCGUGACUGAAUUAGAAUUACAACAAAGUAUGCUCAGGCUCAACAUCUGAGUAACAUUCACGUUUCUGUUUUGUGUUUUAUGUCUUCACACACAAAAAGCGAUCAUGCUUAUUUUACACUUCAAAGUGAUCGUGCUUAUUUUACACUUCAAAUGUAAUGGAGCGCAAAGGAAUGCACUCACCACCACUGUUGUUGUGUCAGUCUUGUAUUGUAAUGUUUGUCAUUAAUGAGCACAACAAAAAGAGCCAUUCUGAAAUUGACAUAUGAAUCAAAUGCCUUGAUUUGCAUGUUGCAGUUUUAUUUUGCUUUUGUAAUCCAAAUGUUUACAUGAAUGGGUUCGAGUAGUAGAGCCCUUCUCAAACAUGGAAUGACAUUGUUGGUUCAUUAUUUAUUUUAAAUUAUUGAUCACUUUGGUAUGUUGGGUUCGGUCUGGACUCAUAAGGCAUGUCACUUGAUAUUGUAAAGAUGGUUUUAUUUUAAGCUAAAACAAUAUGAAAUAUGUCUGUUGUAACAGUUGUGCUGUACUAACGGAAGAGAUAAAAGGUGCCUCAUGUUUUGUUAUAUGAUCCAUAUUUCAAUAGGAUAUUUUGGGUUGUACAUAGUCUGCUUCAAUUCAUAACAUAUUGCUGCUGAUUAAGAGAAAAACUG